AACAAAUUCUUCGUUUAAAGAGAACACCUUGAGCAAAUGUCCGAAGAACUUUUUGCAUCACUUCCGUCCGGGUGCCGGAUCUGCUAUCAGGUAUUCGGCAACCCAUCGGAUACGGCCAUACUUCUCAUCUCAGGCCAUAGUUGUGCCAUGACACAGAAAACAGAUUGGAUCAUUGGGCCACUUAGUCCUCCAGAUCAUCCACAUUUCAUUAUUCGCUUUGAUCAUCGAGAUACAGGCCGGUCAGCCUCUUUUACCAAGCCAUCAGACGGAACACCGGUAUAUACACUAGACGACAUGGUCGAGGACAUCGUAGGGCUCAUUAAGCAUCUCAAACUCACAAACGUGCACCUUGUUGGCACUAGUUUGGGUGGAACUCUUGCGUGGCAAACAGCUAGUCGCUUGCCGGAUGUCGUUCGAAGUCUAGCCCUUGUGCUCACGAGCCCAGUUGGGAGGCAACAGAUCCCUGGUGAUGACCUGCCUCGGGUACACCUGGAGGGGCAGUGGCUGUUAGCCGAAGCGUAUGAGAUUCCAGAUAACAAAGAUGACGAUGAAGGCUGGAUCCAAUCAUAUAUGCGACUUGAUCUUGCUCUAGCAACUCAGCCGCCAACGGAGGAGGAAAAAGCGGAAUCGAGAAGGGAGUCUGAGAUUACAUACUACCGCGAGAAAGAGAGUGGGACUAUGUGGACCAAGUAUAACCACUCUGAUGCGUCGGGUGUGAGGUGGCCGCGCGAGUUACUCAAACAGAUCCGAUGUCCGACAGUUGUUAUUCACGCCGCAAAGGACCAGAUUUUCCCGCUUAAGCACGCCGAGGCUCUAAGAGAUGAUGUUGAAGGCGCAACGCUUGUCAUUAUCGAAGGCUGCGGGCAUGAGAUACCACAUCGAGUUCGCCAACAGAUGGUGGAUGCGAUUCUCGCCAACGUGAAGAAGGGAGAAUAGAGAGACUUAUUCCUGUGUAAUAGGCACUGCUGGCCUGAGCACAGAACUGUUAUAGAUAUUCUAUGCACAACUGGACGUGUAGAUAUAAUGUUCAGAAAUAAAAC
Trichoderma harzianum CBS 226.95 is the source of this 1040-nucleotide messenger RNA. RefSeq lists its product as hypothetical. The coding region runs from base 37 to 936 and encodes 299 amino acids. Lineage: Eukaryota; Fungi; Ascomycota; Sordariomycetes; Hypocreales; Hypocreaceae. Gene Ontology annotation, molecular function: triacylglycerol lipase activity. Gene Ontology annotation, biological process: glycerolipid catabolic process. The record is from RefSeq and is a predicted model, not a curated record. The transcript has a single exon.